This is a messenger RNA of Coturnix japonica (Japanese quail), 1088 nucleotides long. It is a transcript of the gene TMEM243, whose product is annotated as transmembrane protein 243. The record is from RefSeq and is a predicted model, not a curated record. Lineage: Eukaryota; Metazoa; Chordata; Aves; Galliformes; Phasianidae.
AGAAUAGAAUAGAAUAGAAUAGAAUAGAAUAGAAUAGAAUAGAAUAGAAUAGAACAGAAUAGCACCCUCCCCCUCUCCUCAGCCAUUCAGCACCUGUGUGUGUAUGUGUGUGUAUGUGUGUGUGUAUGUGUGUGUGUGUGUGUGUGUGUGUAUAAGCCGUGUAUGUGUGUGUGUGUGUGCGCAGCGCUGGGCCGGGCCGGCAGCGGGGGCGGCGCCGCGGUCGGCGUAGAGUUGCGGUGCGUCGCGGUGCAGAGCGGAGCGGAGCGGAGCGUGGCGCGGCGCGGCGCGGCGCGGUCCGGAGCGCACUAUGAGGGCGCGCCCCCCCUGGGCUGCCCCAGCGCCCCCCCGCCAUGGAGGGAUUCGCCGCCCGGAGUUACGGCACGGGAGGGCCGGACAACAGACCGCUGUUCGGGGAGACCUCGGCCAGGGACAGGAUCAUCAAUCUAGUUGUUGGCAGCCUGACGUCCCUGCUGCUUGUAGUCACUCUGAUCAGUGCUUUUGUCUUCCCACAACUACGUCCAAAACCUGUGAAUAUAUUUUUUGCUAUCUGCAUCUUCUUGUGUUGCAUUUCUGCUGGCAUACUUAUCUACUGGUAUCGACAGGGAGACCUGGAACCUAAAUUCAGGAACCUGAUUUACUAUGUAUUAUUCUCUAUCGUCAUGUUAUGUAUAUGUGCCAACCUGUACUUCCAUGAAGUGGGUAAAUGACAGGCAUUGGGAACACCCAGCGAUGACGCUGCUGUUAUCAGACUGCUUUCAGCUCAGCUCUCGGCUCUACCUGAGACAUAAAUGAGUACAGUUAGCCUGAAAGAAGUGGAUCGUGUGAGGACAAAUGAGUACAUGAUUUUCAUGUAAAUGUAUAUGUAAUGUCCCUCUUGUUGGGGAGAAUUAUUGCCAUACGAUGUGACAUUCUGCUUUCUUUUGAAGAGCUACAGUUGCACCUAAUGAACAUUCCAGUUGUACCGACGUUUCUGAAUGUCACAAGCUUUUUCAUUAUGGAAAAAAAAAAGGCAUUUUUUAUUACUGUACGAAUAAACUGCAGCACUGCGAGGCUCUGUAGCAGUAUAAAUAAAUGGCAUCUUACUGUUA